AUGCAGAUUAAAGUCAAGACCCUUACUGGUAAAGAAAUUGCAAUCGAUAUUGAAGAAACUGAUACGGUGGCAAGAAUCAAAGAACGGGUAGAAGAAAAAGAAGGUAUUCCUCCAGCUCAGCAACGGUUAAUUCAUUGUGGUAAACAGUUGACCGAUGAAAAGACAGUUAAAGAAGCCAUUAUACGAGCCGGUGAAGUUCUUCAUCUUGUGUUAGCUCUUCGUGGUGGUGAUCUACGUUUUCAAAGUUGA
Diversispora eburnea is the source of this 249-nucleotide messenger RNA. The record is from the annotation of a GenBank genome assembly. NCBI's taxonomy places the organism in Eukaryota, Fungi, Glomeromycota, Glomeromycetes, Diversisporales, Diversisporaceae.